AUGGCACCCACCGGUGCUUUACAUACGCUGGUGGUCAAGAACGCGAAAGCGUUCAAGGCUGCCUGGCGUCAUGCUGCGAAGCUCAUACAGAAUCAGCUGCCUGCUGGUUCACGCCCAACCCAGUCACAACUUCAACCGAUUCUUGUCCGAAACACUCCCACACACCCUAUACACCGCAUUGCGUACCUGAAGCAGAGCAAAGGGCGCUGGUACACCACCCACAGCAACAUCUCGGCUGUCGUACGACGAUUUACCACCUCCGCAUCUCGCACCUCGGGCGUCAAGUCCGACAAGUCGUCCUUCCCCAAAUCGCGCAUUGGUAGCAUCGUCGUCUCUCAGGCUGGUCGCGCACCGUUCGCUUCGACCCUGCGCCCAAACCUUACCGGCGGGACACUGGGCCGCACAGCUGGAGGCUAUGGCUGGGGCCCUGGUCGAGCAGGCGGCGCUCGAUAUUUCUCUCAUGGUCCUGCAGCACCUGCGCAGGUCAUCAACAACGUCUCACAGGCUGUCCGAGCCUUCCUGGUCUCUGGCCAGAAGGCACAGUUUGACGGCAUUGACUCACACCGAGGUGAGAAGCGAUUCAAGGCUGUUACUGCCCUGCAGGAUCAGGUUAACCGCACCCUCAACAAAAUUUCCAAGGCUACACCCGGCUCAUACGUCAGCUUCAGCAUCAAUCCUACCGUCACCGCCCUUACCCCUCUGAAGGCAGUCAAGGGAUUCGCCGCCUCGCAAGAGAAAGAGUCGCUCAAGAGCGAGGGUCUUUUGGACAUCCUUUCAGUCGACUUCAGUCGCGCCGUCAAGGAACUUGCCGCAGUCCUGAAAGAUCUACAAAGAUUGUCAGAACUCGGUGAUCUACCCAUUACUUACGAAGAGUCUGCGCUCAAGAUUCACUUCCCCGGUUGCGACCGUGACACGGUGGAGACCAUCUGCAGUGACUUCGAGGUACAGCGAGGCGUAGUCCACCAGGAUGAGGAGUUUGAUGCCUUUGUUGGUACUGAGAUCGCUCUUCUGUUUCCCUUCGCCUCAAGUAGGACACCGUCUGAGUGCUCGUUCUUCGAGAAGGCAGUUGCUGGCCGUCAGUACGUUCAGCCGAUCGAGUGGGAGCAGAUGCUCUCGCCCUCUGUUCUCAGCUCGGAUGCGUACUCGAUGCAUUCGGAAGAUGGCUUUGACGAGGUCCUCGAUAUCGAGGAAGAACUUACUAACCCGUGGCUGUCAUCUUCGUUGCCUUCGGGCUACGAGUCGUUGCGCACGAGUGAGGCAGAUGAGAUAAACUAUAAUGCGCCGCUUGAAUACCAAGGUAUCGAAGGCAUGUACAGAUUUAUGUCACACUGCCAGACGAGUGUGCGAUAG
This is a messenger RNA of Didymella exigua CBS 183.55, 1350 nucleotides long. RefSeq lists its product as uncharacterized. Gene Ontology annotation, molecular function: proteasome binding. The record is from RefSeq and is a predicted model, not a curated record. NCBI's taxonomy places the organism in Eukaryota, Fungi, Ascomycota, Dothideomycetes, Pleosporales, Didymellaceae. The transcript is spliced from 2 exons. The coding region runs from base 1 to 1350 and encodes 449 amino acids. Gene Ontology annotation, biological process: proteasome assembly.